CAUUAAGAAAAAAGCCUUAUGAAGAAUUGAAAAAACUAAUUCUUCAUAGGAAAAAAGAUGAUUCCAAAGUGACCAAUCGAUAUUAUGAUGAAGACGAUACAAGAAAGGGCAAAUACGAGGAACAAAACAGACUUGAAUUACUCGAGGACCUAAUUUGUCACGAAGGAUUACACAAUACAUAUUCUAUAAGUGUCAUAAGUUGGAUUGUAUAUUAUGGUCAUACAAGUCUUUUACAAAGUAUUGUUGAACUUCUUCUAGAACACAAUGAUUGUAUUGACAUGGUGUUUGGAUCAGAAAUUACCGAACAGUCAAGUUUGCUUAUUUUAGGGGCAUACUGUGGUAAUGAUGAAAUGAUGAAAUUAAUACUGAAAUAUGUUAAUGGUGACUGUAUCAACAAAACUCCUUUGACUACAAAUAUUAAUUGUCUUUACAAUGAACAUAGAACACACACGCCACUUACCGCAGCUUGUUAUUCUAGUCAUUUAUCAGUUGUACAUCUUCUUCACAAAAACAAUGCACAGAUAAAUCUAUGUGAUGAUUAUCCACAUUUCCCAUUGGAAUUAGCAUCAUCAAAAGGACAUGAUGACAUUGUUCAGUAUCUGGUACAGAACGGAGCAAAUGUUAACCAGUGUGAUGAGUUUAGCAGGUCUUCAUUGCAUAGAGCAUCAGCAAAUGGACAUUAUGGCGUUGUGAAAUAUCUAGUAGAGAACGGAGCCAUCGUUAACCACUGUGAUAAAUAUAACAGGUCUACAUUACAUAGGGCAUUAGAAGUAGGACACAAUGAUAUAAUAGAAUAUCUUAUACGAAAUGGAGCCGAUGUUAACUUGUGUGAUCGUGUGAAGAAAACCCCACUGUUUGAGGCAGCGGAAAUCGGUAAUAUUGAUAUCGUGAAAUAUCUUAUUAAAAAUAAUGCAGAUUUUACAAUUGGAACUGAUAAUAAUAUUUCCCCAUUACAUAUAGCAGUAUGGUUAAACAAUUCUGAAAUAGUCAAAGAAUUAAUAAAAGCAGAAAAUGAUAAAAUACCGCUGUCAGGUAAUUAUCAUUUAUUACAUAUACUAUUUGAUAUAAUAAAGUCAAAUAACUGUUUUGAUGAUAGACCAUGGAAUGACAGAAGCGUUACCAAGAAGAAACACAAUUUAUCGAAAGGACUGUUAAAUUUUAUCAGAUGGGAAAGAUCGUUUUUGUUAAUAAAGCUUUUGAAGUUAGGGCAUAAUGUUAAUUAUUGUGAUUGCAAGGGACAGUUACUGUUUAAAAUGAUCGAAGACCAAAGUGUAAUGGAAAGGGUCCAGAAGGUUGAUUUAUUGAUACUUAAUGGAGCUGAUAUCACAGCCAGAGAUGAUAAAUGUAUGUCCUUAUUAGAACAAACAAGACGGAUGAUAAAUAAUAGGAAAAGGAAAGGACGUGGCUGUGACUCCUACCAAAACAUAAUGUUGAUAUUAAAACAACGUGUUAGAAGAUUUUCAGUGUAA
Molecule: messenger RNA, 1469 nt
Organism: Mytilus californianus (California mussel)
Lineage: Eukaryota; Metazoa; Mollusca; Bivalvia; Mytilida; Mytilidae
Product: ankyrin repeat domain-containing protein 50-like
Exons: 1
Coding region: 279-1469 (396 amino acids)
Molecular function (GO): protein binding
Source: RefSeq, a predicted model, not a curated record